Choloepus didactylus (southern two-toed sloth) is the source of this 899-nucleotide messenger RNA. RefSeq names its product TIMP metallopeptidase inhibitor 1 (gene TIMP1). Gene Ontology annotation, biological process: negative regulation of endopeptidase activity; negative regulation of membrane protein ectodomain proteolysis. Gene Ontology annotation, molecular function: protease binding; metalloendopeptidase inhibitor activity. The record is from RefSeq and is a predicted model, not a curated record. Bases 172 to 798 code for a protein of 208 amino acids. NCBI's taxonomy places the organism in Eukaryota, Metazoa, Chordata, Mammalia, Pilosa, Megalonychidae. The transcript has 6 exons. Gene Ontology annotation, cellular component: extracellular matrix.
GCCUCUGCGCUGAUGGUGGGCGGAUGAGUAAUGCAUCCAGGAAGCCUGGACGCCUGUGGUUUCCGCGCCGCUGCCACCCCCGCCCCUCGCAUGGACAUUUAUCCUCUACCGCUCAGGCCCCGCCGCCUUCUCCGCAGACGCACCGCCUAGAGAGACACCAGAGAACCCAUCAUGGCCUCCCUCGCAUCCCUGGCCUCUGGUAUCCUGUUGUUGCUGUGGCUGAUAGCAGCCCCCAGCAGAGCCUGCACCUGUGCCCCACCCCACCCGCAGACGGCCUUCUGCAGCUCGGAUCUCGUCAUCAGGGCCAAGUUCGUGGGGCCCGCGGAAGUCAAUCAGACCGCCUUAUACCAGCGUUAUGAGAUCAAGAUGACCAAGAUGUUCAAAGGAUUUAACGCCUUGGGAGAUGCCCCCGAUAUCCGGUUCGUCUACACCCCCGCCAUGGAGAGCGUCUGCGGAUACUUCCACAAGUCCCAGAACCGCAGCGAGGAGUUUCUCAUCGCUGGACAACUGCGGAACGGAAACUUGUACAUCACUACCUGCAGCUUCGUGGUUCCCUGGAGCAGUCUGAGCUUUGCUCAGCGCCGAGGCUUCACCAAGACCUACUCGGCUGGCUGUGAGGAAUGCACAGUGUUUCCUUGUUCAUCCAUCCCCUGCAAGCUGGAGAGUGAUACUCAUUGCCUGUGGACUGACCAGCUCCUCGCGGGCUCUGAGAAGGGCUUCCAGAGCCGCCACCUUGCUUGCCUGCCACGGGAGCCAGGGCUGUGUGCCUGGCAGUCCCUACGGCCCCGAAUGGCCUGAAUCCUGCCUCCAGUGGAAGCCUGAGCCUGCCCAGUGUUCACCCCCUUUCCAAUUCCCAACUUUCUCCCAGAUGAUGAAAUAAAAAGAACUACUACCCAGCA